Molecule: messenger RNA, 1137 nt
Organism: Diplodia corticola
Lineage: Eukaryota; Fungi; Ascomycota; Dothideomycetes; Botryosphaeriales; Botryosphaeriaceae
Product: dehydroquinate synthase-like protein
Exons: 2
Coding region: 1-1137 (378 amino acids)
Cellular component (GO): mitochondrion
Molecular function (GO): alcohol dehydrogenase (NAD+) activity; metal ion binding
Source: RefSeq, a predicted model, not a curated record
AUGACAGAUGCCACGAGUAGUCCGCUGGCUGGUUUGUGGAAGCCCACCCACCUCAAAGCGUUGUGGUACGGUCCCAACAGCGUCAAGAACCAUCUCGUGGAAUCUCUACCCACAGAAUCCUCCAAGGCUUUCAUCGUCACUGGCUCUUCUCUGGCGACCAAGACUCCCCUGAUUAAACAGGUGGAGCAGCUACUAGGGUCGAAGCAUCACGCAGGGACCUUUUCGAACAUCAAGCAACACGCUCCUGUCGCUCAGCUGGACGAGGCAACCGAGGCGGUCAUCAAGGAUCCGAGCAUCGAUACCAUCAUCUCCAUCGGAGGCGGAAGCCCGAUAGACUCAUCCAAAGCCAUCUCUUAUCGCUUCAACGAGAAGGCUGGCAAGUUUCUCUUUCACAUCACCGUCCCAACCACCCUUAGCGCUGCCGAGUGCACAUUCAAUGCAGGCUUCACCCAGGAAGAUGGAAUGAAGACUGGUGUGGCCCACGCUGAGCUGGCACCUCACGUCAUCAUCUACGAUUCCAAAUUCGCUCUGGAAACCCCUCCGCAGCUGUGGUUGUCGACGGGGCUUCGCGCCUUUGAUCAUGCCGUGGAGCUGCUCUAUCAUCCGACGGCUACCGAGGUUCCGGCCAAGGACAGCUGUUUGUCAGCUGCGUCCAGAUUGUUCAGCGGCCUCCCAAAAUAUCAAGAUGACCCCAAGAAUGAGGAACACAUUACCCAAUUGCAGCUCGCUUCUUUUGCAUCCCUGGCUUUUCUCGGCCUCAACGUCAAGGGUCCCUUGGGCCUAAGCCACACUCUCGGAUACGCCCUGGGCUCUCCGUAUUCCAUACCACAUGGGAUCACCUCCUGCCUCACUCUCGGACACGUCGUUAAGCUCAAGGCCCAAGAUCCCCAAGCUGCCUCGCAAAUCGCCAGAUUGGCUCCUUUCCUUGGCCUGACGAAGACUGGUGAUGACCAACAAGACGCCACCAAAGUCGGUGACGCCAUCUUGAUGCUGGUCAAAUCUCUCGGUCUUUACAAGACUCUAAAGGAGUACGGCGUUGGGGAAGACCAGGUUACUGUUAUCGUCAAAAGGGCAACGAAACAAGAUCAAGGAGAGGUCUACGACAAGGUGGCGAGCCUCGUCAAGCAGCUGUACUGA